Messenger RNA from Drosophila takahashii, 1566 nucleotides. NCBI's taxonomy places the organism in Eukaryota, Metazoa, Arthropoda, Insecta, Diptera, Drosophilidae. The record is from RefSeq and is a predicted model, not a curated record.
UUUUACUAUAUGGGUGAAAUGGGUCUCAGCGCCCAUGUGGCGGAUGAUAACUCCGACUUCCUGAUCGGAGCUCCUGGCAUCUACAAUUGGAAGGGAGCGGUAAACCUGUACAGGAACAACGUAGACGAAAUUAUCAGAAAGAAAACCCUGAAUGAAAACUCGUACCUUGGCUAUGCCGUGAGCUCGGGAUAUUUUGACAGCAACAACCUGUCCACUCUCUAUUACGUGGCCACCGCUCCCAGGGACAGCUUUAAUUCCUCAAUAGCCUACAUUUUUGAUGAUCAUGAAUCUCUCAACCAAAAACAAAAUUUGAGUGGCCAACAGUUUGGCGAAUAUUUCGGAUACUCCGUUUUGGCCGAAGAUCUCAACGGAGACGGCCUGACGGACGUCAUUAUAUCAGCGCCCCUAUAUGAUGUGGGAAAUUCUUGCGACAACGGUGUCAUUUAUGUCUUUAUUAACAAGGGUUCGUUUAAAUUUGACCGGACGACUGUGACAUCGCCAGCGGAAGGAAGGGCCCGAUUUGGAACAACUCUUUCGCGACUGGGCGAUAUCAAUAAUGACGGAUAUAAUGAUGUGGCCGUGGGAGCUCCAUUUGCCGGAAACGGAUCAGUGUUUAUAUAUCUCGGAAGCGAAAAUGGAUUGCGGAAUAAACCCAGCCAGCGACUGGAUGCCCCUUCCCAGUCACUUUCCGAGGACGGAGAGCACAUGUUUGGUCACGGCAUGUCCCGCGGAUCGGAUAUAGAUGGCAAUGGAUUCAACGACUUUGCCAUCGGAGCACCCAAUGCCGAGGUCGUCUACCUCUAUCGCUCCUAUCCUAUAGUAAAAGUACAUGCCGCAUUCAAUUCGGAAUCGCGUCAUAUCAAACCGGAUCAGGAGGAGGUGCAGAUCACCGCCUGCUACCGAUUUAGUCACCUUACCAAAGUAAAGGAUCUGCACGAACAGGAGCUUGAUAUCCGGAUUACCAUGGACAAGCGGGCUAAAUUCACCGAGAAUCAGAGCAAUGAGAGGAUCUUCAAGGCGAAAGCGAGUCUUGACGAGCAAUGUAGAACCUUCGAAAUUCAGGUGGUCAGAAAGUCCAUAUUCACGCCCAUCGAACUGGAAAUGCACUACGAGCUGGCGAAGAAGGUUCCCCAAACAGGGGGGAUGAACGUCCAGUUAAGGCCGGAUAAACCCAUUACCCUCAAUAUCAGUUUUAACGCAGAUCUAACUAAAGUUGUUGGAUCCUGGGAGUACUUUGUUAUCACGACCGAUUUAGUGCUGCUCAAAAAAGGCGAUCCCUCAAGCAGUACGUUUGUAAUUCACCGGAAAAUUGAACAAAAUGUUAUAUUCAGACACCUGAAGACUAAACUACCCAUCUGGACCAUAAUUUGGUCCCUAAUCGGUGGAUUUCUCCUUCUUUGUGCUAUGACCUACGCUCUUUACAAGUUUGGAUUUUUCAAACGCACCAAGAGGGACGAGUUAAGCAAGUUAAUUCGACAAAGUUUUGAGGUGGAUUUACCUCUCGAGCUGGAGGAGGAAAUCGCUAGCAUGAACGUGCACUACUUAUCACAAGAAGACUUUCAUUAA